This is a messenger RNA of Penaeus indicus, 1324 nucleotides long. RefSeq lists its product as uncharacterized. The coding region runs from base 51 to 947 and encodes 298 amino acids. The transcript has 5 exons. The record is from RefSeq and is a predicted model, not a curated record. NCBI's taxonomy places the organism in Eukaryota, Metazoa, Arthropoda, Malacostraca, Decapoda, Penaeidae.
CAUUUCUGUCCUACACUGUGUUUUGUUCGUAGGGGCGUCUGAAGUAACCGAUGCAACUUCGAACUGACCUCUUUGGAGAGAAAUUUAUUGAGAACCGGGUGACUAUGGUUUCUGUUUUUUCCUGGUUCCUGUGUUCCCUGCUGGCCCUUCUCUUCUUUAACGGGGCCGCUCUCGCUGACGACAUUCGGAUGCUGCAACAAAUGGAAAAAGAACUGGAAGGAGAUUUCACCAUUUUGUUACCUUCUGGAGACAAGAAAGAGAGGCAGUUCGCUGUGCUGCAUCUACCAGGAAAGAAGAUCAACCGCCGAGACUGCCGUAAAAUACAAUUCAACACUACAAGAAAAGUUGAUGCUCACUGCAAUUUUUCCCCGGUGUUCAAUCAGCCACUUAGGGGAUAUUUAGAGACAGUAAGACACAGUGAGUGGCAGCUGAUCCACACGGCGCUGAGGCCCAUGCUCGACGAAUGGAAGGCUCCCCGAGGAUAUGUUAGGAAGAAAGGAAUGUACAAAACGAAAAGAGGUAUUAAUGAGAAAAAAAGCGGCCAAAUGAGAAAGACCAAGAAGGAAAAUGGAGCAGGAGAGACCCAGGGAAGGAAGAGACGCCCAGGUAAGACCGACUGUCCCGAGGCCCUCUAUCUCUUCUCCCGCCUCGCUCCGGACUAUGACUGCAAGAAGAGAUACGUUGGCUACACGUGCACGCAGGCGAUUGUCACCACCAUCCCCAAAGUCCUCAAGGAUGUGGGUUGUGAAGGCACAAGGAUCGUCGUGGGAUUUUCUAAGGUAAAUGAAACAUACAAAACAGAGGCAUGUGAAGGUUACCAGUGCAUGAAGGAAAACAACGUAGAAGUGUAUUACCUGAAGAGCAACGAUCCCCUAAAGGAAUAUGACUGCACAGGUGUGAAGUUUUUGAAGCCCACAAAUUGCACCUACAUAAUAAGUAGUCCGUGAGGGAGGACUCGCGUGGCAUUCCUGUUGCUGCGACGAGAGGCUCUCUGGGCACAUCAAGGCAAGAAGCGUUGCAAAAUGGAUUGGCUCGGGAAAACGGACCAGAAAUGCGUCGGUCCGCAAGCUGUGUUGAUCAAGCUUGGGUCUGGAUUUGAUCUUUUGGUUUGAUUCACAUUUUGUGUUGUUUCUGUCUGAAGAGAAAUUAAAGGUUGCUGAUUCUUUGCCAGUAUUACAUAUAUAAUGACACGAAACACAAACACACACACGCGCCUGUAGCGUUGUAAGUUUGUGCAUAACAUUUAUAAUUAUAUAUGUGUGUGUGUGUGUGUGUGUGUGUGUGUGUGUGUGUGUGUGUGUGUGUGUGUGUGUGUGUGUGUGUG